Molecule: messenger RNA, 1054 nt
Organism: Athene cunicularia (burrowing owl)
Lineage: Eukaryota; Metazoa; Chordata; Aves; Strigiformes; Strigidae
Product: PR domain zinc finger protein 2-like
Exons: 6
Coding region: 108-533 (141 amino acids)
Biological process (GO): regulation of transcription by RNA polymerase II
Cellular component (GO): nucleus
Molecular function (GO): RNA polymerase II transcription regulatory region sequence-specific DNA binding; DNA-binding transcription factor activity, RNA polymerase II-specific; histone methyltransferase activity
Source: RefSeq, a predicted model, not a curated record
GGUGGUGGCUGGAGGCCGCGGUGCGGAGGCCGGCGCGGGCAGGGCUCAUGUAAUCAAAGGAGUUUCUUUGUUGUGUGUAUCUUUUCAGAACACAACAGGAAUUCAAAAUGAAUCAGAACACAACUGAAUCUGCUGUUGCUGUGGAGACCUUAGACGAUGUACCUGAGCAUGUGCUUAGGGGGCUUCCUGAGGACGUGAGGCUCUUCCCAUCUGCUGUUGACAAGACACGACUUGGUGUCUGGGCAACAAAGUCAAUUUUAAAAGGCAAGAAGUUUGGACCAUUUGUUGGUGACAAGAAAAAAAGGUCUCAAGUUAAGAGCAAUGUAUACAUGUGGGAGGUGUAUUACCCAAACUUGGGAUGGAUGUGUGUUGAUGCAACUGAUCCUGAGAAAGGGAACUGGCUACGCUAUAUAAACUGGGCACGUUCAGGAAAGGAGCAAAACCUGUUUCCUCUGGAGAUCAACAGGACCAUAUACUACAAAAGUUUAAAGAUACUGAGACACUUUCUGCUGAGGAUUUUUUGCAGAAAUUAGCUAUUAUAUUGUGUUUGCAUUUUAUGACAAAUACUGCUUGUCAAGACACUUUUUUUAUGUAGCUUAAUGAAACAAAUUUUCCGGGUUUUAUACCAUUCCAGUCUUACUCAGGGAGGGGCAGGAAAAAGGGUUUAAUUCCUGGGGCAUUGUAUCUCCCAAACCAAGAAAAAAAAAAUGGUUUAACUGUAAGUAAUGGUAGAGGAUGUUAGUGUUAGAAUGUUGUGGCUAUAAAGUAUUAUCUGAAUCUCUGAUCAAGAGCCUCCUAGCAGUGAGUAUAUAUAGCUUGACUUUGUUUUUAUUUAAAAUGCUUUUGUGGUUUUUGGGUAUAUGCAGCCUUGCUGCUACACUAUUACUGUUUCUUACAUUUCCUUCUAAGGCUGACAACAUCUGUAAGUAACUGAUAUUCACUUAAUAAAAGAAUGAGCUGAUACCAUGCAGUUUUGAAGUUUAUAUGGCAGUACAGCAAUAUGUAAUCUUCUAUUUUAGGUCACUCAAACUACAUUGAAAAAAACCAAACUUCU